Molecule: messenger RNA, 1926 nt
Organism: Fukomys damarensis (Damara mole-rat)
Lineage: Eukaryota; Metazoa; Chordata; Mammalia; Rodentia; Bathyergidae
Gene: Cdkl4
Product: cyclin dependent kinase like 4
Exons: 12
Coding region: 485-1513 (342 amino acids)
Biological process (GO): protein phosphorylation
Cellular component (GO): nucleus
Molecular function (GO): cyclin-dependent protein serine/threonine kinase activity; ATP binding
Source: RefSeq, a predicted model, not a curated record
AAAGCUGCAGUAACUCGGCUUCAGUUACUUGUAAUUUAUUGUGGCAUGAGACAAGAUGGGGAAAUUUUUGUUUUAAAUGCUUAUCCAGGCACUUUACUGGCACUGGAGAAAAGAUUGAAAAGGCAUAAUUCCUAGCCAGUAUUUAUUCAAGGAGAACACUUGGAUUAAUAAAGGCGCAUUCAUCUUUCUUGUUGCUGUGUUCACACCCUGAUGUUGCAAGCUCCAACCAGAGGUGACCCAAGGCGCUGAGGAGUAUGGUUGUGGGGCACCCGGGGAGCAGUCGGGGAAGCCGCCCAACCCUGCGGCGCCUGAGCGUCCCGGUUGUCAGGGCGACGCCGUGGUGACUGUGCUCCCUUGAGGGCUGCCGCGUCUCGGGUUGCGGCUCAGAGGGCCCCGAGUGGUCCUGCUUUGUCCACCUCUCAAGACUACAGGGUGCAAUUAUUAUACUGCAAGUCAGACAACAAUUUAAGUCACUUUAACCAUAAUGGAAAAGUAUGAAAAAUUAGCUAAAAUUGGAGAAGGGUCUUAUGGGGUUGUAUUCAAAUGCAGAAACAAAUCCUCAGGACAAGUAGUAGCUAUUAAAAAAUUCAUGGAAUCUGAAGAUGAUCCUGUUGUUAAGAAGAUAGCACUAAGAGAAAUACGCAUGUUGAAGCAAUUAAAACAUCCAAACCUUGUGAACCUCAUUGAGGUGUUCAGGAGAAAAAGGAAAAUGCAUUUAGUUUUUGAAUACUGUGAUCAUACACUUUUAAACGAGCUGGAAAGAAACCCAAAUGGAGUUGCUGACAGAAUGGUCAAAAGUGUACUAUGGCAAACUCUUCACGCUCUGAAUUUCUGUCAUAAACAUAAUUGUAUUCAUAGAGAUGUAAAACCAGAAAACAUUCUCAUAACUAAGCAAGGAAUAAUCAAAAUCUGUGACUUUGGAUUUGCACGAAUUCUGAUUCCAGGAGAUGCCUACACCGAUUACGUGGCCACCAGGUGGUACCGAGCUCCUGAGCUCCUCGUGGGAGACACACAGUAUGGUUCUUCAGUCGACAUCUGGGCUGCUGGCUGUGUUUUUGCUGAACUCCUGACAGGCCAGCCACUCUGGCCUGGAAAAUCAGAUGUGGACCAGCUUUACCUGAUAAUCAGAACACUGGGAAAACUAAUCCCAAGACACCAGUCUAUCUUUAAAAGUAACCAGUUUUUCCAUGGCAUCAGUAUACCUGAACCUGAAGACAUGGAAACUCUUGAAGAAAAGUUCUCAGAUGCUGAUCCUGAGGCUUUGAAUUUCAUGAAGGGCUGUCUGAAGAUGAACCCGGCUGACAGAUUAACCUGCGCUCAACUCCUAGAGAGCCCCUACUUUGACUCCUUCCAAGAGGAUCAAGCGAAGAGAAAAGCACGCAGUGAGGGAAAAAGCAGAAGGCAUCGGCAGAAUCAACUGUUGCCUCUCAUACCAGGAAGCCACAUCUCCCCCACACCUGAUGGAAGAAAACAAGUUCUCCAGUUAAAAUUUGAUCAUCUUCCAAACAUUUAGGAAAAUGUCCUUUCAAGUGUGAAGUAACUUAAUAUGUACAUAUUUUUGUACAAGCAAGAUAGGAAUUCUCAGUGUUUCAAAUGCAAAUGAGCCAUAUGAAAAUUGAGAUGCCUCCUAGAAUUGUUUUGUUCUGAUCAUUGCUGAUUCCUUCCCCUGUGCUUUUUACAUGCCAACUUUAUCUUUUAGAACAUUUUCUUUAAAUGUUAUAAAGCCUGAAACUGCACAUAUGGAGGAGACGUUUUCAAUUUCAUCAGAGCAGACCCUCCUCAAACAAUUUAUGUUGAGAACGUAUGGGCUUAUAAUUUGAUUUAUGAAAAAGAUUUAUAUGUAUCAUCUUGCUUGCUUUAGCUGACCCCAUAAUAUCUUUUUUGGGGGGGAGGUACCCGGGAUUGAACUCGGGUCCUUGCACUUGC